ACAGAAAAAGUCAAAGGGAGACACGACGCCCGUCCCACUAAGACUCUAAUUAAUUAGUUUACUGAAACCAAACAAGAGCAUUGUGGUGUCUGACCGGUAAACUCUGUUUCCCGCGUUACUCUCAUUAUUCUUUUCUUCUUCGUUCCCCUUUUCUUCCCUACCACUCCAACCAAGACCCCUUCAAUCCAUAAUCACAACCACUUCAACUCAUUCAUUCCAACCACCAUGUCUCUUCUCUUCUUCUUCUUAUUCUUCUUACCCUUCUCCCUCUCCCAAACACCCCCUAAAGGCUUACUCAUUAACUGCGGAGCCCAAUCGGGGGCCCAAAUCGAUGGCCGCACGUGGCUUCCCGAUUUCGCCUUCGUGUCUUCGGGCUCACCCAAAAACGUCACUUCCCCCGUUCUCUUUCCCACUCUUCAAACCCUUCGCUCCUUCCCUCGCCAAGUCAAGAAGCACUGCUACUAUAUUCCCGUGUAUCGCGGCGCAAAGUACCUCGUGCGGACCACUUAUUUCUAUGGAGGGGUCAACGGUGCUGAUCACCCUUCGCCGCCGGUGUUUGACCAGAUCAUCGAUGGAACAUCCUGGAGCGUUGUCAAUACCACCGCGGAUUAUGCUAGCGGCAACUCUACGUUCUACGAAGGGGUUUUCUUGGCUCAGGGGAAGAUCAUGAGUUUCUGUAUCGGCUCGAAUAAUUAUACGGAUUCAGACCCGUUUAUAUCUGCUCUGGAGUUCCUCGUUCUUGGUGGCUCCCUCUACAACACCACUGAUUUCACCAGCUUUGGUCUUGCCUUGGUUUCAAGGAGCAGUUUUGGAUACUCUGGACCACCCAUUCGAUAUCCCGAUGAUCAGUUUGAUCGUAUCUGGGAGCCUUUUGGACAGAGUAAUUCUACCAAAGCAAGCACUGACAAUGUUUCUGUUUCUGGUUUCUGGAAUCUUCCACCUUUGAAAAUAUUCGAGACUCAUCUAGGAUCUGAUCAAUUGGAAGCAUUGGAACUGAGAUGGCCUACAGCAUCUCUUCCGAGCUCCAAAUACUACAUUGCUCUAUACUUUGCUGGAAAUUCUGAUGGAUCAAGAACUUUUAACAUAAGUGUAAAUGAUAUAACUUAUUACCACAAUUUGAAUGUGAUCUCUCCAGGUGUUGUGGUCUUUGCCAACCAGUGGCCUCUUUCUGGUCCUACAACAAUAACUUUGACUCCCGAUGCUAGUUCAUCUUUGGGUCCUUUAAUCAAUGCUGGAGAAAUUUUUGAUGUGCUGCCACUUGGAGGAAGAACUUCGACUAGAGAUGUUAUUGCUUUGGAAAAGGUAAAGGAGAGCUUCCGAAAUCCUCCACUUGAUUGGAAUGGUGAUCCUUGUGUGCCUCGGCUGUAUUCAUGGACUGGCAUCACAUGCUCUGAAGGACCCCGUAUCCGUGUAGUGACUUUAAACUUGACAAGUAUGGAUCUUUCAGGAUCUUUAUCACCUUUUGUUGCCAAUAUGACUGCUCUGACCAACAUCUGGCUUGGGAAUAAUAGUUUGUCAGGACAGAUUCCUAACCUCAGUUCAUUAAAGAUAUUAGAGACACUGCACUUGGAAGACAAUCAAUUCAAUGGAGAGGUUCCCUCAUCCCUGGGGAACAUCAGCGGCUUGCGAGAAGUAUUUUUGCAAAACAACAAUUUGACUGGUCAAAUUCCAGCAAAUCUCAUUGGAAAACCAGGACUGGAUCUCAGAACUUCUGGAAAUAAUUUCUUAUCACCUCCUGCACCUUGAUGAAUUUGCUUAGUGCCUUCCUGGUAAAGAUGAAGAUUUUCCUUUUAUCAAGAAAUUUUUACUCUUUUUGUGCUUAAAUUUUUCUGAUUUUGGUGGAAGUUCUUCGUCAUCAACUCAACUGAAGAUCAAACUUCAUUUCAGCCUUCUCUUGCGGGAGGACAUACAGAUUUCUUAACUUGGAGUAUACUUUCAGAUUGGUUGAUCAUAUUCUUUCAUGUUUGAUUUUCAGUUCCUUGACAAUUAGAAUGUUAUUUGAAAUUGUAUCUUACAUAUCCUUGUAUAGGCAUUGUUUAACAUUAUUUUAUUGAAAUUUUUGCUUUGUUUAUUUUUCAUACCUUUGUAAUU
Molecule: messenger RNA, 2091 nt
Organism: Abrus precatorius (Indian licorice)
Lineage: Eukaryota; Viridiplantae; Streptophyta; Magnoliopsida; Fabales; Fabaceae
Product: probable LRR receptor-like serine/threonine-protein kinase At1g67720
Exons: 8
Coding region: 226-1746 (506 amino acids)
Molecular function (GO): protein binding
Source: RefSeq, a predicted model, not a curated record